AUGGCACUCUUCACUAGAGUCAACAGCUAUUUCAACACUACUAGCUCUGUCACGCAUGGGCAAGAGAAUUCAACAGAGCCUGGACUGACACACUCCCAUGCCUAUUACACCCUCUGCUACUGCACCCUGAUUUUGGCCAUCGUCUUUGGGAACGUGCUGGUCUGCCUAGCAGUGCUAAGAGAACGCACCUUGCAAACCACAACGAAUUACCUGGUGGUGAGUCUGGCCGUGGCAGACUUGCUGGUGGCCACACUGGUGAUGCCAUGGGUGGUAUACUUGGAGGUGACUGGAGGAGUCUGGAAUUUCAGCCGUGUCUACUGCGACAUCUUUGUCACUAUGGACGUGAUGAUGUGCACAGCCAGCAUUUUAAACCUCUGUGCUAUCAGCAUUGACAGGUACACAGCAGUGGUGAUGCCAGUUCAGUAUCAGUAUGGCACAGGGAAGAACUCCUGCAGGAGGGUUUCCAUUAUGAUCGUGAUGGUCUGGAUGUUGGCGUUUGCUGUAUCCUGCCCCCUCCUGUUUGGCUUCAAUACCACAGGGGACCCUAGUGUCUGUUCCAUAUCCAACCCUGAUUUUGUCAUCUAUUCCUCAGUGGUAUCCUUCUACCUUCCCUUCGUGGUCACCUUGCUGCUUUAUGUCCGGAUUUAUUUUGUGCUGAGGCAGAGACAGAGGAAACGAACCCUCUCCAGGCAGGCCAGCCAUAGCAUCAGCAUCAAAGCCUGUUACACACAGAAAGAGCACAAAGAGAGGAAAACCUUGCACCAUGGGCACCAAGACCCCCUCUCAUCCCAUCUGCAGCUAAAAUCCCCAAUCCAAGAGCUCUCCCCUGAAAAGAAGCUGCUGACCCCCUGUGACCUGCAGCAGUACUGCAGCUUCUGCCACCAAGCUUCCUUUCCCAGGGCCAGAACCAAUGGAAAUGAGCUAAAAGAGAAGAGGAGAAGCAGGGAACAGGGCUUGGAGGUGCGUACACUCAGCAAUGGCAAAAUCUUGACCUCUUUGAAGCUAGUGCACCAGCAGCCCCGGACAGUACAGCUGAGAGAGAGGAAAGCCACACAGAUGCUGGCUAUCGUUCUGGGGACAUUCGUAGUCUGCUGGCUGCCAUUCUUCAUGACCCAUAUCCUGAACACCCACUGCCAGGCUUGUCACAUAACCCCGGAGCUCUACAGUGCCACCACAUGGCUUGGUUAUGUAAACAGUGCUCUCAACCCCAUCAUCUACACAACCUUUAACACUGAGUUCCGCAAAGCUUUCCUCAAGAUCUUGUGCUGCUGA
Gopherus evgoodei (Goodes thornscrub tortoise) is the source of this 1272-nucleotide messenger RNA. RefSeq names its product dopamine receptor D3 (gene DRD3). Gene Ontology annotation, cellular component: plasma membrane. Gene Ontology annotation, molecular function: dopamine neurotransmitter receptor activity, coupled via Gi/Go; G protein-coupled receptor activity. Bases 1 to 1272 code for a protein of 423 amino acids. Gene Ontology annotation, biological process: adenylate cyclase-activating adrenergic receptor signaling pathway; adenylate cyclase-inhibiting dopamine receptor signaling pathway. NCBI's taxonomy places the organism in Eukaryota, Metazoa, Chordata, Testudines, Testudinidae. The record is from RefSeq and is a predicted model, not a curated record. The transcript is spliced from 6 exons.